Entrophospora candida is the source of this 360-nucleotide messenger RNA. NCBI's taxonomy places the organism in Eukaryota, Fungi, Glomeromycota, Glomeromycetes, Entrophosporales, Entrophosporaceae. The record is from the annotation of a GenBank genome assembly.
AUGGCACCAGUAAAAGCUUAUAAAAUUCGUACUAAUGCCAAGGAGGAAUUAACAAAACAACUUGGCGAUCUUAAAGAAGAGCUUUCUAGUCUUAAAGUACAAAAGAUAGCUGGAGGCGCUGCAUCAAAUCGAGAAGUUCGUAAAUCUAUUGCAAGAGUAAAUACAGUUAUUUCACAAACACAACGUGCACAAAUUCGUCUUUAUUAUAAAGGUAAAAAAUAUAAACCUCUUGAUUUUAGACCAAAGAAAACCCGUGCAAUUCGUAGAAAGUUGACCAAGAAUGAAGCUUCAAAGAAAACUAGACGUGCUCAUGUUAAAGCUAUUCAUUUUCCACAACGUAAAUUUGCCAUAAAGGCAUAA